Elgaria multicarinata webbii is the source of this 1039-nucleotide messenger RNA. RefSeq names its product heat shock factor binding protein 1 like 1 (gene HSBP1L1). Gene Ontology annotation, cellular component: cytosol; nucleus. Lineage: Eukaryota; Metazoa; Chordata; Lepidosauria; Squamata; Anguidae. The transcript is spliced from 4 exons. The record is from RefSeq and is a predicted model, not a curated record. Gene Ontology annotation, biological process: cellular heat acclimation. Gene Ontology annotation, molecular function: transcription corepressor activity. The coding region runs from base 147 to 359 and encodes 70 amino acids.
AGGGAGGGAGGCGGACUUGACUCCUUACCUUUUCUCUCGGCGGCAGGGCAGGCGGGAGGCGGCCGGUCGGAGCGGCCAUUUGAGGAGGAAAGAGCGGGAAGGCGAGGAACGACGGCGAGGCUUCUCAUCAGGAAGCAGCAGCGAGGAUGGCGGACAACGACCCUCAGAGCGCCAAGGAGCUCUCUCAGUUUGCAGAAAACCUACUACAACAGGUACAGGAAAACUUUCAAGCACUGACUGACAAAUUAACUCUAAGAAUGGAUGAAAUGGGUGAGCGUAUAGACGAUCUAGAGAAGCAUGUCACUGGACUAAUGGCACAAGCUGGAAUAGAAAACACCAGUGAAGAACUAAUGCACUGAAGAUGAAGGCAUCAAGAUGACCAAAAAACUCCCCCUACUACUCAGAAACAAUGAAGGCUCUAAGUAUGGUCCACAAUUCUACAAAAUUUAAUAUAUUUUUAAAAACCUAUCACUGACUGAUGUGCAAACAAAAUUCUAUCUUUCUAUGCCACAUCAGUGGCUAUAGUGGGAAAAACGGUAUCUGGAAGAUGUAAAAUCGCUAGCAUUUAUUACUGCUAUAAUAAAGAAAAAAAUGCUCUUAUGACAAUUUUGUAUAAGGGUCAAACUAAACUUUGAAACAUGGUUUAUUAUCUCUGAAUCUCAUGAUAAUUCAUAUAUUUGUAUGAAUAAAUGCAAAAAAUACAAUAAAGGGAAAGUUCAGUAGUUUCUACUCUGGUCUCUGCAUUGGCAGACUAGUCUCCCUGUACUUACUGUUCUGAACUUUGACCAUCACAUCCCACUAGAGCAGUUCUUAAGAUCACGGCAGGAAUUAACCAGAACUAUCCUGAUUAUGAUUCUCAAGAUAAAUUCAGGAAAUUAGAUUUCUGAAUGAUGUCAAGUGUAGCCAAAAACUGAAGAUGUACUCAUUUGAUACGUUUCAGAUAGCUAUAUUUGCUUUUCUAUAGAGAAGACAACUAACUGUAUUAUAAAAAUCAUGUUCUGAAAAACAUUGGAGACUGGAAACUUUUUACAUGUAAAAG